This is a messenger RNA of Aspergillus campestris IBT 28561, 2424 nucleotides long. RefSeq names its product anaphase promoting complex subunit bimA. The record is from RefSeq and is a predicted model, not a curated record. Bases 1 to 2424 code for a protein of 807 amino acids. The transcript has 4 exons. Lineage: Eukaryota; Fungi; Ascomycota; Eurotiomycetes; Eurotiales; Aspergillaceae. Gene Ontology annotation, biological process: cell division. Gene Ontology annotation, molecular function: protein binding.
AUGUCGCCAUCCACUUCCCAUAUAUCUAGCCAGCUACGACAGUUGAUUUACUACCACUUGGAUAACAACCUGGUACGGAACGCGCUCUUCCUCGCUGGUCGUUUGCACGCCUACGAGCCCCGGACGUCGGAAGCCUCAUACCUACUCGCCUUCUGCUACCUUCAAAAUGGUCAAGUGAAAGCUGCGUGGGACUACAGUCGCAACUUUGGGUCGAGAGGGACACACCUGGGUUGUGCAUAUGUCUAUGCUCAAGCAUGUUUGGACUUGGGGAAAUACCUAGACGGCAUCACGGCUUUGGAGCGAAGUAAAGGCCUGUGGGCCUCAAAGAAUCACUGGAACAAACACAGCGAAACACGCAGACAACACUUGCCGGAUGCCGCGGCCGUCAUGUGCCUACAAGGGAAAUUAUGGCACGCACACAAAGAUGUCACCAAGGCUGUAGAAUGCUACGUCGAGGCUCUAAAAUUGAAUCCCUUCAUGUGGGAUGCAUUCCAGGGUCUCUGCGAAACAGGGGUCAACGUUCGCGUCCCGAAUAUCUACAAAAUGAACUCUGAAUUGCUCUCGAAUUUGUCCCCCGCCUCGCAAGAGGAUGUCGACCCUGCCGCCGACAAGUCAAUGUCGACAACAGGCAGACCCCUCCAGUCCCAGGCCAAUACGAAUUCUAAUUCCGAUCCCUUUCUUUCUGCGACAUCCCGGAGUGACUCGGCUACCACCCAUGGUAGCUCAGCCCUAUGGGAGAAAUUCAACGGCAGCACUGUCAGCGUUGCGUCCACGGGUGCAUCGGUACCCGUUGCUCGAGAAGGGACGGAGACCCCUGGAGGUCAAAGCAGUGAUCCCGAUGAGCUUCGCGGCGUGAAUGGAACAGCCGCUCCCGAGCCCGCGUGGGAUCCUCCAUUAGCCCCUGCACGGAAGAAUCGGACAAUCCAGACAAUCGGUACCGACCAUGGGAUGGACCCGCCACCGAAAAUGAAGCCCACCGGUAUUCGGCAAAGAGCCCGGACAAGAGCCGAACAAGAGGAACACGGCGCCCCACAGUCGGAUAGAGAAGCUAUGAGCAAGAUCGGAGAUCGCAAACGGACGGUCUCAGGCCAAGUCGCACAUCAAACACCACAACAACCCACAGAACCAGGGGCACCACAGCGCCGGAGCGUGCGGUUGUUCAAUCAGAUCAAACCAACAACAAGCAAACUGUCGAGCACUACCCUUACCACGAAGGAUGGCCGGGAGCUGAAAAGAGUGAGACCUACGGGUGCCAAGAGUCGCACCGCAACAAGCACUCAUAGCGGUCGUGUUGUGAGCGGCGGCCGGAAAAUUCCUAACGAGAUACUCGAUAGCGAUGGCAGGGACUACCGAACUAUGUCUUCGACGAACCCUAGUUUGCGGAGCAGUGGGGCUGAGAAGUCCAAAUCCGUGGAGGCUUUGGCCUGGCUACUAGAUCUAUUCUCCAAACUUGCCUCCGGAUAUUUUGCCCUAAGCCGGUAUAAGUGCCAGGAUGCAAUCCAGAUAUUCAAUGGCCUCUCGCAGGGCCAGCGAGAGACUCCCUGGGUUCUGUCGCAAAUUGGACGCGCGUACUACGAGCAAGCGAUGUAUUCCGAGGCCGAAAAAUACUUUGUCCGGGUUCGGACCAUGGCUCCAUCAAGACUUGAUGACAUGGAGGUUUAUUCGACGGUACUUUGGCACCUGAAGAACGAUGUGGAGCUCGCAUAUCUCGCUCACGAGUUGAUGGAAGUCGACCGCCUCUCUCCUCAGGCCUGGUGUGCUGUCGGGAAUUCCUUUUCCCACCAACGCGACCAUGACCAAGCCCUGAAGUGCUUCAAGCGGACUACGCAGUUGGAUCCCCACUUCGCUUACGGGUUCACCUUGCAAGGUCAUGAGUUCGUCGCCAACGAGGAGUACGAUAAGGCUUUGGAUGCGUACCGACACGGGAUCAGUGCAGAUAGCCGCCAUUAUAACGCCUGGUAUGGGCUGGGUACAGUCUAUGACAAGAUGGGUAAGCUCGAAUUUGCAGAGCAGCACUUCCGAAACGCAGCCAGUAUCAAUCCCACCAACGCCGUCCUGAUCUGCUGCAUUGGGCUGGUGCUUGAAAAGAUGAACAACCCGAAAACGGCUCUUGUGCAAUACAGCCGUGCGUGCACUUUGGCACCUCACUCGGUGCUUGCACGGUUCCGCAAGGCUCGUGCGUUGAUGAAACUCCAAGAGCUCAAACUGGCCUUGGCCGAGCUCAAGAUCCUCAAGGAUAUGGCGCCCGAUGAGGCCAAUGUGCAUUACCUUUUGGGUAAACUCUACAAGAUGCUGCAUGACAAGGGCAAUGCGAUCAAGCAUUUCACGACGGCCCUGAAUCUGGACCCUAAGGCCGCACAGUACAUCAAGGACGCCAUGGAGUCCCUCGACGAGGACGACGAAGACGACGAAGACAUGGCAUAA